UCGCUCCCUCCCUCCCGCGGUCGUUCCCUCCUCCUCCCUCCCUCCGUAGCUGGCUGGCCCGGCGGGCGGCUGUGGGGUCGGUCUGGGAGCGCGCCUCGGCCGCUCCUCCUGCGCCGCCGGAGUCGGGCGCACGGACCGAACGGAGCGAGGCCGGGGACCAGGCCAGCGGGGCCGAGGCCGUGCCGGGCGGCCUCGGAUAGGCCCGCGCCUUCCGCCGCGGGCCGCCAUGGCCGCGUCUCCCGGCUCGGGCGGCGCGAACCCGCGCAAGUUCAGCGAGAAGAUCGCGCUGCACACGCAGCGUCAGGCCGAGGAGACGCGGGCCUUCGAGCAGCUCAUGACGGACCUCACGCUGUCCCGGGUUCAGUUUCAGAAGCUUCAGCAACUACGUCUCACACAGUCUCGGAACCAGUACCAUGGAGGGUCAUUACCCAAUGUGAACCAGCUGCGCAGCAGUGCAGCAGAAUUUCAGCCAUCAUUUCACCAGGUUGAUAACAUUCGAGGAACACGUCAUCAUGGGCUUGUGGAAAGAGUCUCCCGGAAUCGCUUCCAUCCCUUGCACCGAAGAUCUGGGGAUAAACCAGGGAGACAAUUUGAUAGCAGUUCUUAUGGAGCCAGUUACCCUGCCCAGCCCGGGGAUGAGAGCUGGAUGAGGCAGCAGCCUCCUUGGAAGGAAGAGAAGCAGCCCGGAUUCAGGCUGACAUCUGCACUUAACAGGACCAAUUCAGACUCUGCUCUUCACACCAGCGCCUUAAGCACCAAGCCACAGGACCCCUAUGGAGAAGGUGACCAGUCUUCCUGGCCUGCCCAAUGCAUGGGUUUCUGUGAUGGUGAGAAUGAUGGAUUUGGAGAAGUUAUUCCUUUCUCCAGCCCUGUGAAAGAGGAGAAUCUGCUGAACGUUCCCAAGCCACUGCCAAAACAGCUGUGGGAGGCCAAGAAGAUUCAGUCCCUUUCAGCUCGCCCUCGAUCCUGUGAUGUGGGAGGUGUCAAUGCCUUUCCACAUAAUGGCCAGAACACAGGACUAGCUCCUUUUCUGGGGAACCUCAACACUGGAGGGUCAUUACCUGACUUAACCAGCCUUCAUUCCUCAUCCCCUCUGCCAACAUCUUUGGAUCCUGACGGCCACUGGUUUGGCAGUAUGAGUGUUGGCAAUAGUGUGGGAAAUCUUCCAGCUGCUAUGACUCAUCUGGGGAUUAGAAGCUCUUCAGGUCUUCAAAGUUCUCGGAGUAACCCCUCCAUCCAAGCCACACUGAAUAAAACAGCACUUUCUUCCUCCUUAAACAUCUGCCCACAGACAUCUGUUCACAGUGCCUCAGCUCUUCAGCCGUCACUCCGUCUGUUUUCACUUAGCAACCCUUCUCUUUCUACCACGAGCUUGAGCGGCCCAAGUCGGCGUAGGCAGCCUCCAGUGAGCCCUCUUACACUCUCCCCAGGCCCUGAGACACCUCGAGUUUUCAGCAGACAGUUUUCCUCCACUAGCCCCCUGAACCAGCUGCCUACCUCCCAGGUUGUUCCUUCUGAUAGAAGUCCCCUUUCCUUCCUUCCUACAGAAGCUCAAACCCCACUACCACCACCUUAUCCCAUGCCCCAAGAGCUCCCUGAGCACCCCCUGCAGCAACCCAGAGCCCCAGAACAAGCCCACGUCCAGCAGCCCCAGCUCUCUUCUCCACCACCACAUUCAGAUUUUGAGCUCUUCUCUCCCCAUAGCUCUUCUUUGACCAGCUUUUUCCCAGAUGCAUGCUUUGAACAACAGGCCUUAAGGCAAGGGCCAGCCUUUUCUCAACAGGCAGCUGUGAUGGAGCAGGCUCAGAGAGGGCUGCAGAACUCUGUUCAGCUGCGACCAAAUUUCCUGUAUUCCAGUUGUGGGAGUUUCCCAAACACCGUCCUAACUGAAGACACAAAUGCCAGUCUGUUCAAAGACCUCAGUAGCGCGUUGGCAGGCCUGCCAGAGUCGAACUUUAAUACAGACAGUCUUUUUCCUUUGGAUGAUGAAUUCCAGAUUGAACCCCUGAGCUUGGAUGGACUCAACAUGCUAAGGGACCCGAGCAUGGGGUUGCCGGACCCCUCCGUGGAGGAGACAUUUCGAUCUGACCGCCUGUGAGCAGGAGGUUGGGCUAGAGCAGCAGACUGUGUCUGAAGCCAUGCUGCAGAAGUGGUCCCCACCAGCACUGGAGCCAGCCCCCAGGAUCCAGCAGGGCAGGACCAGCUCCUCACCUUGGAGGCUUCAGGCGGGGGCCAGACACAGCAGCCGUCUCACUGGUGCUGAGGCCAUCAGCCAAGUGAGGCCCUGUGUCUGGGGGCAGCUGCUCUGGCGGGACAGAUGCCUCUUUCUGAAGAGCUCACUCGCCAUCAGCACACCUGGAGCUCCGCGGUAGAAAAAUCGCACCUGGCGGGAGCUGUUGCCAUCGGCUUAGCAUUUGGUCUGUGGGACUGUAGCUGGGCAAUGAGUUCUCAGCCAGCUGGCGCUCUGGUGACCGGUGGAUGACAGCCCAGUGUACAGAGAGCAGCAUUGCUGUUUGAGAUCCCGUGAUUCAUUUUUCCAAAGAAAGACAGGGAGCCCCAACCCGGGUUUUAACUGGGCAAACUGAAUGUUAAUUUGUCUUCUCUCUCUAUCUCAAUACCCCCGCUGCUUCUGUGUAUUUUUCAUGUGGCACAGGAAGGACAAUGUUAAUUGAUCACUGAGAAAACAGUGGCCGAGGAGAGAAAAGACGAUAGGGUACUCUGAGAUUAGCCAGCCGACUGCAGGAGAGUAGACUCAGUGGGAGGUUAGCAUUCUGGAUCUGAUUCCGUCUCAGCAGCAGGAUAUCCCUGGGCAGAGCUCCCUCUUUGUGCCAAGGGUGGUCAUGCCAAUCUGCCUUGCUGGUGGCUAAUCUUAUAAUGCGGCAAUCCCCAAAGACCCGUCCAGCCUUGCUUCCUGCCCACUGUUUCCUGAUCUUUUAUUUCUUUAUAUCACUUAGCUUGUGGUUAAGUGUGCACACUAACAUGUGUGUGUCAUUAGACAGCAGAGUCCUACUUGAGUAAAGCCAGCAGGUUCUCUUUGGGAGUCACAUUCCACAAAGUGCAGUGGGGCUCAGGUUUCAGCUAGUCUCCUGAGUGCCUGAGCAUUCUGGGAGCCAGGGCUGGCCUUAGGUAGAAAGAGAAUCAGCACUGCAGAUUGAGCGGGGUUUGAGGGGCUCUGAGAAGUCAUUGCCACAAAAAAUGCUCCCCAUAGAUCUGUGUAGAUAUUGCUUUGGUUUCCUUAAUUAGAGAUUCAUUCCUUUGGGUCAGGAUACUAUAUUCCACAUUAAAACCAUUGUCAGUCAAUAACACCUUAAUAGAUAGUAAUUUAGUAGAAGUUUUUUCCCCUGGGAGAACUCCUUGAGAGUUGGGAAAUGCAGCGAGUGGGUUUUGAUGGGUCCAGACCCCUUGGACAGUGGCAGGGGAUGUGGACUGAGCGAGCUCCCUCCAAAGAAGCCAGGGAUGGUUGAGAACACGAGAGCCCUGGACGGAUGGGCAGGGGAUGAGAGGUGCCCUGGAAACAAGGGCCUCUUACCCAUUCCCAGCCUAACCUUUUUGUAGCUGUGCCUAGGUCCAGCAAUAUUGCAGUCUCCUUCAAAAGGGCCACAGUUCUACUCACAUUGAAUGGGCUGGUGAAUCACCCCAUCUGUCCUUGUAGUCACAAAGAUUUUUAUCCUAACAUCUUGGAUGGCUCAGCUCUGCAGAGAGGAGAGCUGUUCAUCAUUGGCAAACAUGAGGAGUCAGCCUUGAGCAGAGUGGGGCUGAAGGGGCUCAAAUUCCUCAAAGCUUGCCCGAGGAGAAAGUCCCUUAGUUUCUCCCUGAUGCCUCCAAGGCUCCAUCUUCCCCGUGGCCCUCAUUCUAUCAGACUAGUCAGACACCUGCUGGCCAUACGGGAAGCCCUCCAGAAAUUUAACUGGGACGAGGGCUAGGCAGGUUAAUGAGAACAGUUCUUUGUAUUCUUCAAAUUUGAGUUCUCAGGGUAAAAUUACAGUAGUGUGCCUUCCAUCAUAAUUUAAAUAACUGCUACUAAAUCACCAGCGUGCCUGAAAAAAGCCUCAUCGUGUCUGACACUCCUAAACUGAAGAUGAAAAGAAAGUGACCAGUGAUCUGGUCAACCUCCCUUAGACCUAAUCAAGGAACAUUUGCACAAACAUGCACACGUACACAUACAUACCCUAUUACAGAUGUAUAAAAGAAAAAGAUUGCAGUCCAGUGUCCCUCUCCCCACCCUUUCCAGGCUCCUAUGCAGCGUGCCUUUCUCCCAAAGAGGUCCCAGUGCUCCACGUGGUGACCCCAACUUCGCACAAUUGGAGACCCAGGCACCUGAGGAGAGGAAGUGUACUGCUUGUAGAGAACAAUCAGGCAAAGUGUGCCUUCCAGAGCAGCUGUUCAUUAUUUUGUGGAGUCUAAUGGUGAGAACAUUGCUCAGCACUGAACUCAGUUUGUUCUGACAUCUGGAUCUUUUUUUUUGGUAAGAGAUUUGGGGCGUCAUCAAACCUGCCUCCCUUAGAUUGUAUGAAGGAUGUACCACACAGUCAGCAGGGGUCAGCAGCCAGCUGGCCAGAUCCCUGCCUGGAAAGCAGCUGUGUGCUUCACAGUCGACUCUUUGUCAACAUUCGGUUAAGUGGAAAGAAAUCACCUAUUUUGUUAUUCUCUCUUACUGGCGGUUAUGGCAUAGAACUGAAGUGUCUUCUAGCUCCCACUCGUUUCUCACUCUGCAGUUGUGGACUUUCAGUUGCCCACUGGUAGAAGAGGACUUGCUUGGUGACUUCAAGGUUAAAUCUCCAUUGUCUAUAACUUUCUUUCUUCUAAAUCUACAGUGUAUUAUCUGAAAUAAAAUGCGCCAUAUCUGACCACAUCUGUAUCUUUGAAGACCUUUCUGGUAUUUGUUAUUUUAAUUGGCUCUUGUAAUUUGUGCACAGAUGGUUCUGAGUAUAUUUCAGACAUUUCAGAAAGGGACCAUCCCUCCUACUAAUUGGACUUUCCGGUUACCUAACUUCUGAGCUCCACAUUCGAUUAUAUUUUUAAAAAAUUGCAAUUUGUAUAAAGUAACUUCUAAGUUUUAUAACGCAUUGUUUUACAUCUUUCAUAAUUAAAAGCAGCACAAUAAAGUUCUGUACUUGCA
Molecule: messenger RNA, 5119 nt
Organism: Phascolarctos cinereus (koala)
Lineage: Eukaryota; Metazoa; Chordata; Mammalia; Diprotodontia; Phascolarctidae
Gene: CRTC3
Product: CREB regulated transcription coactivator 3
Biological process (GO): positive regulation of transcription by RNA polymerase II; protein homotetramerization
Cellular component (GO): nucleus; cytoplasm
Molecular function (GO): cAMP response element binding protein binding
Source: RefSeq, a predicted model, not a curated record